AUGGCGACAGCUGCCAUGGCGCCUGGUACAGAGUUGCUGGCGCUGACAAUUGCCAUGGAGCCAGACAGGAGACGAGCGGUCUCCGACACGGAGAUGGUUCAAAUCAAGAAGGACUUGGACAGGCUCCCAACGUGGCUGGAUGCUGACAAGCAGCCACAGAUCUGCGGGGCCCUUUGUAGCUGGCUGGAGGCGCAGGAUAACCUCACAUACUGUCAGGGCAUGCACGCCAUGAUGUCGGUGUGCAUGCUGGUGGUGGAAGACCGUCCGGCGGAGGCGGUUCAGAUCUUCGAUGGCCUCGCCAGCAGCGUGGACAAGGACAUCUUCCACGCGGAGAGCAGUCGGAUGCCAGGGGCACUGGCAAAGAUGAGAGCAGAGCUGAUGGGCGUCCUGCGCGAGAAGAGCCCAAGGCUCCAUGAGCGAAUGGUGCAGGAUGCGUUUCACCUGCAUGUGGUGGAUGCCAUGAUCAUGGGCUGGACCUUUGACAUGUUCAGCCAAAAGCUGGAGAAAGAGCCCUUGCUGGCUCUGUGGCAAGGACUGCUUGCAUCCCAAGAUCCCAGGAGGAUGCUGCUGGAGUUUGCAGCCAACUUGCUCAUCGACGGGCAGCCGCUCUUCACAGGCACGGAGCUCUCUGAGGCCAUGGGCGUAAUUCUGAAGCUUCCAGAGAGGCUGCAAACUGCAGCAGAGGUGGCGCGCAUCAUGAAGCUCGAGCCCGAGCCGGAGGAGGCGGAAGAGCCGAAGGAGCCGGUGGAGCCGGUGGAGCCAAUGCAGCCGGAAAAGAAUUCAGAGCCAGCAGCCCAAGCGGCGCCGCCUGUGCCCGUGCCCGCGCGCGGUGCCAAAGUGCGACGGCUCGCCACGAACUGCAUGCCGAUGCCACGCACGCGCGGCCCCUGGAAGGCCCUGGCUGUGGUGAUCUUCCCGCUGGUCUGGGCGCUUGGCCCAAAGCCGCACGUGUCGCCGAAGCCGAAGCCGAAGCUGCGGAUGCCACAGAUCCGGAUCCCGAGGCUAAACAUGCCACGGCUUCCAAUGCUGAGCCCAAAGAAGGCAAGGCCCCAGUGCCACCAGAACGUGCCACUGCCAGUCACAAAGCAUGACUAA
Messenger RNA from Effrenium voratum, 1095 nucleotides. The record is from the annotation of a GenBank genome assembly. NCBI's taxonomy places the organism in Eukaryota, Dinophyceae, Suessiales, Symbiodiniaceae.